CGAUCGUUAGGACGUAAUCGGCCGCUGUCCGACCGCGCUUCUCCGAGUCACGAACGGUUCGCCACCGCAUUUUGCGUCCGGCCAGGUGCGGUCUUCCGCGUUCGCGUGGUACGAUCGUAAUUUCUCUGCGUCGGAGAGCAGCAGAAGCGAUUGGACGCCAGGGAGCGCCGGCUCUUCCGAAAAAGCAAUCAUAAGGAAGGACAGCUGAUUCUUGCCGUCCACACGACCGAAAUCGACAUGGCGAGGCAACAGACGGUGGAUCGAAAUAUCCCUCACCUGCGGGACAUUUUUGGCUUCGGCAGCAAAUGGGAUAACGCUCGUGGACAAGCUGAAGAGAAGGCACCCGGCCACGAUAGCGCCGUGUCGGUAGGCUCCACAUCCGGGGAGGAGGAGAGUCCAAAGAACAGCAAGAAGAAGAAGUCGCGUCGCCGUGACAACAGCAAGACGUUGACGGAGAGCGACGUGAAACACCUGGAACGGCAUCUCUCUAUGAAGAAGACCAUACGCAAAAAAAUCAUGCGUGACCUGCAGCAGGCCUUCGUCGAGGAUCCGAACGAGUUUCGUGUGGACGACAUACCGCCAGAGCAACUCAAGGCAGAGAUCAAUAUCCAGAGCCUGAGCUUCGGCACGCCGUCCCAGAAGCAGGGACGCACGCGUGGCAAUGCUGAAAGCACGUUCCUCGACAUGCUGCGUGGUGGUGGUUUGGAGAAAAAUGGGACAGAUGGUGACAGAGAUUCAGGACACGGUGGCUCGCCGACCAGAGAGGCGUCUAGCGCCCAGGAUACGGAUGAUGAGUCCAGCUAUGCAUACGAGACGCCUACCGCGACGCCCACGAAGAAGAGCAGCAACUUCUGGAGACGCUUCACCAUGAAAAAUCGCAAUAAACGAUAAAUCCGUGGCAGGAAUCCCAGUGCGAAGAAAGAGAGUAUCGAUACUUUAUAUUCUCCGUCAUCUCGAUAAUUUUUACCAGCGUAUUUAACGAGGCAGAGCUUGCAACUGUGAUAUACAUAAAACAUAAAACCAAUCAUCUUCAUCUCUCCCUCUCCCCCGAGACGAUCCGUCGAAUUUUAAGAGGUUCCCGAAAUUCGAUCCGUGUAUAAGACCGAGGACCAAGUGAUUUAAUGUACAAAUUUCGGACCAAUAUUUUUAUUUGCUACGACAUAUCAUCGGACAUAUUAAUUACGGGCCUUAAAAGACAAUAUAUCUUUUUUAAAUUAAAAAAUAAGGAAAA
Messenger RNA from Atta colombica, 1231 nucleotides. RefSeq lists its product as uncharacterized. The coding region runs from base 238 to 891 and encodes 217 amino acids. Lineage: Eukaryota; Metazoa; Arthropoda; Insecta; Hymenoptera; Formicidae. The record is from RefSeq and is a predicted model, not a curated record. The transcript has 3 exons.